AAAACCACGAAAAAAAAUGAAAAAAAACUAACAUUGACAGUGACAUCUCUACCAGUUAAAUAUUGCAACAAUUUGGCGGUAUCAAAUGUUUAAAAGAUUGUACCUAUUUGUUUUCAGUUAUCUAAUCUUUAGUUAAGUUUAUCAUUUUGUUAUAUUUGAAACAAAUGUCUGUGUUAUGUGAUUGAUCAGAAGGUUCUGAUAUUUAUAUUGUUCAAAAUGUCAAGGGAUAUAAGAUCAUUUUUCACGGUUAAAAAAGAAAAGAAAGCAAAAGACGAGGAUAGUGAUGUUAUACCGGAAUCACCAAAUGUUCAAAUUAUACAAAAGAAAAAACCAAAUAGAAAACGCAGACAAAUCAAAGAUGACUCAGAUGAGGAAAUUUUUACAUCUAAAAAGAAAAUUCAAUCACCUCCAAAGGCAAAACUUAAGGAAGUUAAACCCACUGAAUUAUUUGGCAGUGCUCCGAUAAAAAGAACAGAACCAUUGGUUAAAAAAUCAAAGAAGAAAACAGAAAUUGCUAUACAUUCAGAUGAAGAAUUUGAACAGAGUUUAUUACAAAUUGACGAAAUAAAUUGCAUAGAAAACGAAAAGAAAACACCAGAAAAAAAUCAAGUAAACAAUAUUAAAAAAAAUGGGACAAAAAGUACUCAAAAUCAUGACUCAAUCAAUAAUAAAAUUUCAAAACCAUCACCAAAAAAAUCACCAAAACCAUCAUCAAAGAGAAAAUUGGAUACAAGUAUUGAUGUUAAAAAAGAAAUUGAAACAAUUCCUAAACAAAUCGAAAAAUCUUGUGCAGAUUUCAGUGAAUUUGUUAACGAUGAGGAACAUGACGAUAAUGAUCAAUCAAGUGUACCAAAAUCAAAGAAAUUCAAGAUGGAUAAAAGUCUUAAUGAGUCUGUUCUUUCAGAUGAAGAAAGACAUGAAAGGAAACGAUACUCUGCUGCUCUUUACCAAAAAUAUUUGAACAGAUCCGGGCCCAAGCACUUAGGGUCUAAAGAGAUACCUGAGGGUGCACCAAAUUGCUUAAAGGAUUAUGCGUUCCUACUGACCGGUGUCCUAGAUUCGUUUGAACGUGAUGAAAUUGUUGCUGCCAUUACAAAGUACGGAGGCUGUGUGAAGAGUGGCAUCAGUAAAAAGGUAACACAUGUCUUAGCCGGUGAAGACGCCGGUCCAGCUAAAUUAGCGAAAGCACAAGAGCUCGGCAUAAAAAUCAUCAGUGAAGACGAAUUUCUAUCAGUCAUAAAAGAUUCAACUAAUAAAAAACAUUCGCCUAGAGACAAAAAACCAUCACAUAAUGAAAAUAAGAGAAGUGACAAAAAGUCAAAUGAAAAUAAAAAUGAAUCAAGUACCAAAAGAAAUAAAAAAUCUCCAAAGUCUGAAGAAAAGAAUAAAAUCACUGUAAAUAAAAUUAAGAAAGAAUCUUUAUCACCGAAAAAGAAUGUAAGUAAGGAAAUAGUGAAAUCAGAUGAGAGAAAAGUAAAGUCAGAAGAUACAAAAUCUAAGUCUGAAAUAAUAGAAAAAUCGGUUCAAUCAGGAAAUAAACUUAAUGGUGAAUUUUCAAAGUCAAGUAGUUCAAUAGAUGCUUCUAAUGCACUAAUGUGGGUUGAUAAGUAUAAGCCGCAGAACUUGAAACAGAUCAUAGGGCAGCAUGGAGAAGCCAGCAAUGUUAAAAAGUUAUUAAACUGGUUGACGAAAUGGUAUGCAAAUAGAAAAGCAAAACUGCCAAAACCCAAUCCGUGGGCAAAAAAUGAUGAUGGAGGAUAUUAUAAAGCUGCACUGUUGUCCGGACCACCAGGAGUUGGUAAAACAACCACAGUGUCGCUAGUGUGCAAGGAGUUAGGGUUCGACAUGGUAGAGUUCAACGCCUCGGACACCAGGAGCAAGAACCUUAUUAAGGACCAGAUCAGUGAUCUGUUGACCACUACUUCCCUGUCGGGUUAUGCUAAAGGUAACAGUGGCAAGGGCGCGGUGACAAAGAAACACGUUCUAGUGAUGGAUGAAGUGGACGGUAUGGCUGGGAACGAAGAUAGAGGUGGUCUCCAAGAGUUAAUAUCGCUGAUCAAGUCUACAUCAGUGCCGAUUAUAUGCAUGUGUAAUGACCGGAAUAGCGAGAAGAUGCGGACCCUCGUCAACUACUGCUACGACCUAAGAUUCACCAGGCCGCGACUGGAACAGAUCAAGGCGGCGAUGAUGUCGAUAUGCUUCAAAGAAGGUCUGAAGCUCCCCGGAGACGCUCUGUCACAACUAAUCACAGCGUCAGGUAACGACGUGCGACAGACUCUACACCGCCUGGCGCUGUGUGCUGCCUCGCCGCAUGUCUGCAGUGACGCCAGCUCUGUGAGGAAGGAUGUCAAGACGAGUCCGUGGGAGGCCAUCCGCAAGGUGUUCAGCUCGGAGGAACACAAGGGAAUGUCGCUGAACGACAAGAGCGACCUGUUCUUCAGUGACUACAGCCUCGCACCUCUCUUUGUACAGGAAAACUAUCUAAACGUUGCGCCGCACUGCCCUAAGCAAGAAAUCUUAGAAAGGAUAAGUAAAGCAGCUGAGAGUAUUAGUAUAGGAGACAUAAUAGACGCUAAGAUAAGAGGCCAGCAAGCCUGGAGUUUGCUGCCAUUGCAGGCAAUGUACAGCAGCGUGAUACCGGGUAACAUUCUAGAAGGUCACGUAGCUGGACAGAUACAGUUUCCAUCGUGGCUCGGGAAGAACUCUAGAAAGAAUAAAAUGCAUCGGCUCUGUCAGGAGAUACAUGCGCAUACCAGACUGAGUACAUCAGGCUCUAAAUCUUCAAUAUACCUGGACUAUGCAUACCAUCUCCGAGAUGCAGUUGUUAAUCCAUUGAUAAAAGAUAAAGCAGACGGCAUAGAAAAGUCCUUAGAUGUACUGGAAUCUUAUCAUCUUUUAAGAGAAGAUCUAGAUUCGUUGGUGGAGUUAUCUCUGUGGCCCGGUCAGAGGAAUCCUACGAUACUGAUUGAUUCAAAGGUAAAAGCAGCCAUGACGCGUACAUAUAAUAAGAAAGCGACCGCCUUACCUUAUGCACCGGCAACUGUUAAGAAAGGCAGUAAGGUUGCUCAAGAGGAUACGGAAUAUUCUCAGGAAGAUGAGGAGCAGGCGUCAGAAGAUAGUGACCCCGAGAAUGAUGCGCUUAUAAAAAAAAAGAAGAAUAAAGAGACAGAAAAACCCAGUAGUAGUAAAACAAGUAAAGGAAAACAAAAUGAAGCAUCCAGUCCCACUAAAGGGAAAGGCAAAAAAACUGCCCCUAAAGGUGGCAAAAAGAAGUAACUACUGUAGCUUUAAAUGUGACCUAAUAAUUUUUAUUUGGAAUCUCGUAACUUUCAAUAAAUAUUUUUUUUAAC
Molecule: messenger RNA, 3350 nt
Organism: Melitaea cinxia (Glanville fritillary)
Lineage: Eukaryota; Metazoa; Arthropoda; Insecta; Lepidoptera; Nymphalidae
Gene: Gnf1
Product: replication factor C subunit 1
Exons: 18
Coding region: 217-3276 (1019 amino acids)
Biological process (GO): DNA replication; DNA repair
Cellular component (GO): nucleus; DNA replication factor C complex
Molecular function (GO): DNA clamp loader activity; ATP binding; DNA binding
Source: RefSeq, a predicted model, not a curated record